Messenger RNA from Naumovozyma dairenensis CBS 421, 2655 nucleotides. It is a transcript of the gene VPS53, whose product is annotated as Vps53p. Gene Ontology annotation, cellular component: GARP complex. The transcript has a single exon. Gene Ontology annotation, biological process: retrograde transport, endosome to Golgi. Bases 1 to 2655 code for a protein of 884 amino acids. The record is from RefSeq and is a predicted model, not a curated record. Lineage: Eukaryota; Fungi; Ascomycota; Saccharomycetes; Saccharomycetales; Saccharomycetaceae.
AUGAUAUCCGCAUCUCUGGAAUAUGAUCCCUUUGAAGAUAUAACGUCAUUAUUCUCUAGCAAAGACUCACUCAAUGACAUAGAUGUUAUCUUAGAAAGAACACGAAAUUAUAAACUGUCAUUGCAAAAGACCAUUACAGAGAACAAUAGUAAAACUAAGUCCCAAGAUGGAACUGAGAAUGACCCUAUAAUAAUGGAAAAAGUAUUUAAGGAUUUCGUCGAAACACAGACAAUAUCAGCAAGAACAGAAGCUACAAUUUCCAAUUUGACUCAACGUAUAUCAUAUCUGGACAACGGUAAGAAUAAUAUUACUAAAUCAUUGACCAUUUUCCAAAAUUUGAAAACUUUAGUGGAUUCAUAUUGUCAAUGUAAAUUACUAAUCCAAUCCAAUUCUUACAUUGAAAUGGUAUCUCCUUAUAGAAUCAUGUGCUCUUUAGCAGAAAAUACCUUUAUACCAUUCAAAUCUGUAGACGAAAUUAAUAGAUUAUUAAUAUCAAUAUCAAGAUUGAAGAAUGAUACCGUGGAAAAAAUUAAAUCUUCAUAUUCAACUUUAUUCCAAGGGAAUUUCACUUCUCCAGUGGAAAUAAAUCGUUUAGAAGGUCAAUUAAAGAAUGGUGCGAGUGUCCUCGUGGAUUCAGAUUCUAACAUGAGAUCAAAAUUUAUAGAUUGGAUCAUUGAUAAGAAAUUAUUAUAUGAGUUAACUGAGAUUUUUCAAGUGGACGACGAAGCUGGUUCAUUAGAAAACUUAUCAAGAAGAUUCAUUUAUUUUAAAAAAAUACUGAAUAAUUUUAAUACGAAUUUUAAUAAUUCAUUUCCUGAUGAUUGGAAAAUCCCGUCCAAAUUAACAUUGCAUUUCCUCAAUUUGACAGCAAGAGAUUUGAAAAUUCUACUGAAAAGAGAAUUGCAUGAUAAAUCUACCUCAGCCUCCUCCUCCUCCUCCUCCUCCGCAAACGCGUCAAACUCAAUUGAUCUGUUCAUGAACGCAUUACAAUCCACUUUAGAUUUUGAAAAAUAUAUAAAUAUUAGAUUCUCAAAUAAAUUUAAAGAUGAAUCAAAGAAAUUAAGUGGCUGUUUUGAACCAUAUUUAUCAAUCUGGGUAUCACAUCAAGAUAAAAUCAUGAAGGAUAAAAUGAUUAAUUAUUUAAGUAGCCCCAAGAUAUCAUCUUCUAUCACUGACUCAUUAAUCGUCCCAUCAAGUAUUGAUCUUUUCAGAACUUAUAGAUCCAUUUUAUCACAAACUUUGGAAUUAUUAGAAGGCAAUAAUAACGAAAAUACAGAUGAUAACAAGAACGGUAAUAGUAACAGUAUUUUAUUAACUUUGGCAAUUUUUUUUAAUAAGUGGCUAACAGAAUACUCCAUCAAGAUUUUAAAUCCCUUAAUAUUACCAGAUAAUAUAGAGAUACCAAAUAAAUUAGAAUGCUCUAAAUAUACAGUCUUAUUAAUUAAUACUACUGAUUAUGUCUCAACCACCAUAAGUCAAUUAGAAGAUAAAUUAUCUGAAUUCAGUUCCUCACCGGAUCGAAUUUCUCAUGUUUUUGAAAAGACCAAAAAUACUUACAAUGACUUGUUAGCAAGAGCCACAAAUUUAUUAAUUUACCGUGUCAUAGCUCAAGACAUUUCCUUUGUUUGGAAAGAAUUCAAUAACGUAGAUUGGAUACAUGUUAGAAUGGAAGAUUAUAGUCGAUACAUGACUACGUUAAGAGAUACAUUAAUUACUCCAGACAGUCGUGAUGACAACACGGAUGAUAAUGAUCAUGAAACGAAACGAACAACUUUGGAAUACAUCAUCUCAUUGUUUAACAGGGACGUUUAUAAAUGGAAUUUCUUAGAUAAAAUCAUUGAGUUAAUAGCAAAUGAUUUCAUCACUAGGAUAAUUAAAUUAUUAGAACCGCAAACACCAUUCUUGAUAACGAACACAAACGUAAUUAAAAAGAGGAAAUAUGAUGUUCAACAUACUAUUACCAUAGGAGAACAAUUAUUAUUAGACAUUGAACUUUUAAAAUUCACUUUACACUCAUUAUCGAAUUGUAUAGUUAAUGAUAGAAGUGAUGUGAAGACCUCAUCAUCAAUGACCAUAUCUACAUCGAGGAAAAGAUUUGAAAAUCACGUAGAUGUUAAUGUCGAACAAUUAUUAUCAUUUGUGAAAUUAUUAGUGGCUCCAUUGAAUUCACCUGAUGAUUACUUCGAGACUUAUAGGAGACUUUGUCCUAAUAAUAAUAGAAAUAUUAUUUGGGCUUAUUGUUUUGUCUUAAAGGGUGUUGAAUGGGAUUUACCCCUAUGGAAGAACUACUUCAGUUCAUUCCAUCUUGGACUUGUCGAAGAAGUGGCGCCAGAAGAAGGUAAUCGUGGUGACCAGGAGAAGAAACAGGAGAAGACGAAUCAUGCUACUAAUAAAUAUUUCAUAUUCCAAUGGAAUAAGAAAUUAUUAUUUGAUUUUGAAAGAAACUUGUUACAAAUUAAUGAACCUAAUUGGGUCAAUUUUAUAAGGAAUGAUUUAAACAUUAAAUCACCACCACAGACGACAAACUCUAGAGCGGCAAUGUCUAACCGAGGAAGACCAGAAACUUUUCGAGGUUCAGAAGACCAAGAAACUAAGAAACCAUUAAGUGUCAAGGACUUGAUGUCAACUACCCGGUUUUUUAACAGAGGGUUAUAA